This is a messenger RNA of Cherax quadricarinatus, 778 nucleotides long. The record is from RefSeq and is a predicted model, not a curated record. Lineage: Eukaryota; Metazoa; Arthropoda; Malacostraca; Decapoda; Parastacidae.
AAGUUAGUGAGUGUGGUAAGCCUGGCAGGUGGUGGUGGUGUUGUUUAUGUUGUGUUGAGCGGCGGCGGCGGCGGCGUCGGCAACACUCACUUCCACACAACCACAUCUCUUGGUGUUGCACCUCGCUCCAGUGACAUUUUCUACCCAGGUCUGGCUAUUAUAUCCCCGUUGUGUUGCUGGAAGUGACAGUGGACAGGGCGUGAGUUGUGGUAGGUGUUAAUAGCAAGAGCAGCGUCUCCGGAGCCACCAUGACUAUGGCCUACCCCAAUCAACCUCCUCAACGAGGUAGACCUCCACCCAAUUCUGCUCAGAUACAGAAGAUGCUGGAUGAGAAUUCGCAGUUGAUCAAGACCAUUACUGAUUAUCAGAACCAGGGAAAGCCUCAAGAAUGUUUCCAGUACCAGCAGUCUCUUCAUCGAAAUCUAAUGUAUUUGGCAUCUAUGGCAGACACAUCACAAAAUAUGGCUCAACUUUUACCAAAAAUGGCUACAAAGAUGAACAAAUUUUUCAAGUAGCUGAAGUGGAUUUGUAUUGGAAGAAGAUGCUGUUACAAAAUGUCUCGCUGCAUUGUUCCACUGAUUUUGCCGGUUUUGAAUCCCAUGUUGAAACUUUGAACACAUUAUGUAGUGUGGGAUAAAUCAUCUCAGAUUAGAAGAAAAACAACAUGCAAACUAUGUUGUUCAACUAGUUUUUCAAAAUAAAAAUUAUUUUUUUCAUUACUAUAUGUAUGGUAUAUUGUUUAUUUACAACUAUAAUAAAAAUCUUUAUUACUACUAAU